AUGUGUUUUGCUAAAAAUACCGGAAUAGAGAUUAAAAAUGUGACUAAUACAGAGGAAACAUCUGAAGCUCACUUGUCGUGUUCAAAGACAGUUUUGUAUAAUUUAACCAGAUUUUAUUCAGAGAUGAAACAAAAGAAAAUAGCAAAGAGACACAGGCUGGGUCUGAAGAAAACGCAUCGCAAAGUUAUAAAUACUGUUGGCGGAUUGUUUGAUCGACGUCUUGGCAGCCAUAAUACAAAGCUGUCAGAAUCUGAGAAGUUAUUGCAAAGACAGAUUGUGGAAAAGCUGAGACAACUUGAUAAUGUAUCGUUGGAAAGCAUUGACGACCAAGAUCCUCUUUUCAAAGCUGCGUAUGAUACCAGUAUACCAGGAAGGAAACUAUGCACUGCAGACGAUGUUGAGGGUGGGAUUGAAGGUCAGAUUGUCGAUGACGUUUUCUUCACGGACGGAUCCAGUUCUAAUACGCCUGGCUAUGACUUCAAAAGCUCCCUCUCUGAGAAGAUUGCGGUUACAAAGCUUGAAAGGUUAAAGCGUGUCGAAGAAAACGAAGAACAACGUGAACGACUAAAAACGGUCAACGAGGACUGGAAUAAAAACAUCCGUUUCCUUUUAAGCAAAGUUCACUCUCUUGGAAAGGGUUCUACAUUACAACCUAAGCAAAGUAACAGUGCAAAUGUUUCGCGCCUAUUAGAAAUGUUGACUACUGAUAAAAAGGUCGUGCCUAUCGGUUUCGUUCCGCGUGCGCACAGUCUCCAAGAGCAACUUUCUAAGUUUCAAGAUAUGGUGGACUCUCGAAGGAUGAGUAUCAAAAGUCAGGAACAUGCACUUGAAAAGACAUCAGUUAGUACUCUUCCUGUUUUGCUCGCACUACCGAAAGAAAAGCUACCUGCCAUCACUUACAUAUCUAACCAGCUUCGGACAGCUAAAUACGGACGUUUGAAAGAUGUUGUUCGCUACCUUUUUCUAGCUCAGUUAGCAGUGCAGUAUUGUAAGAAUGAAUUAAAGAGCCAGCAGGAUGACGAAAUGUCUGCAGCGAUUACAGGAAAUGUCAUCUUUUGUCCCGAAAUUAUUUAUGCGCUGACUCAAAUGUUUCAACUUACUUUUGCUGGCUCAAACCCAAAAAACAUUUUAGUGUUGAAAAAAUCAAUGGCUGCUGUUGAAUCAUGUGAAUCGUUCAAUCUCAGCACUCAGUUAUUAGAUCCUUCUACUAAACUGUCUCCUGAAGAUAUUCCCGUUGUUCGUUUGGCCUGUAUCUAUAAAAUAAUUCUCCUAAGUUCUGAAGUUUUUAAUAUGUAUGACAGUGUUUUGCCGAAAUGCGUUGUGGUGAACUUGUUCCGUCCUUUGAAAAAGGCUCUGAUAGAAAGCAACUUAUUAUUUUAUCCUGCUUCCAUAGUAAACGAAAUAAAAAAGAUUACUGAGGCUAUAGCAGUGUGUGAAAGUGCCCCUACACCUAAUCGUUUGGUAAUGAACUCUCGCCUCAACGUUUUAAAAAAUUCAAAACCAGCAGGUUCUAAGAUCCUGAAACAGUUGGGUUUAGUCCCUCAAUUGGAACCUGAUUUUGAUGAACGUUUGUUCACCUCUCGACGAAGUAAUGUAAGCACAAAACAAAUGUUACAAAAACAAGUUGCGAAAGAGAAGCGUUGUGCAAUGCGUGCCGUUCGUCAAGAUAGUCAAUUUUUGGCUUCUCACCAAUUGCAGCUUACGAAAAAGAGUGACUCUAUUCGUGAAAAGAAAACGAAAGCUAUUUUGAAUUCACUUCGUUCAGUUGAAGACUGA
Messenger RNA from Trichobilharzia szidati, 1776 nucleotides. The record is from the annotation of a GenBank genome assembly. Lineage: Eukaryota; Metazoa; Platyhelminthes; Trematoda; Strigeidida; Schistosomatidae.